Ruditapes philippinarum (Manila clam) is the source of this 4268-nucleotide messenger RNA. RefSeq names its product sushi, von Willebrand factor type A, EGF and pentraxin domain-containing protein 1-like. The transcript has 24 exons. Lineage: Eukaryota; Metazoa; Mollusca; Bivalvia; Venerida; Veneridae. Gene Ontology annotation, molecular function: calcium ion binding. The record is from RefSeq and is a predicted model, not a curated record. The coding region runs from base 1 to 4197 and encodes 1398 amino acids.
AUGUUAUCUAAUUUACGAGAUUUUUCAUGCGAAAUCCUGCAGCAGACGGGGUUUGAUGUAUUAUCAACUACUAGCGGAUACGAUAAACGACUUACACCUAGACAAGAUGUGAAUGACUGCAUCAGCGAAUGUGAUAAAAGCAGCCAAUGUUGGGGUUUCCGGUAUGACAUCACGGAAGUGACGAAUCCAAAAUGUUUUAUAAUCACGGAAGCACCGAUUAUAAUGGAGAGCACAUGUUGCAAUGUUUAUAUAAAGACGUGUCCUUUGACGUCAAGAGUAACAUCAACAGGAAACAUUCCAAUGUCAAAUUCUAGUUUGAUAGCCACCUCAACACCGGGCGAUAUCUUUACACCCAUGUACCCUUUCAGAUAUGUUGGAAAUUAUGAGCAUACCUUUCUAAUCACAGUUUCUGGAAAUAAGUUAAUCACUUUGCAGAUUUUAACAAUCGAUCUUUGUUGCACCGACAAUAUUGCUAUAUACGACGGUCCGGGACCAGAGAGUCAUUUACUGAUGCUAGUAGAAAAGGAUUCGGAGCCGUCAUAUGUCACUUCAACGGGGAACUACAUGUAUGUGCAUAUGACAUUGUUACAGCACUGGAUCUGCAAGGGAGUUCUUAUGAAAUAUUUUGAAGGUUGUGAUGUGUCCAUCAGUACAGAUUCUGGUCAGAUCAGAUCACCCGGUUUUAGUGUAAACCCAUAUCCUGAUAUAAUGAUAUGUUCCUGGUUAAUCAAUCCACCGUCAGACAAAAGUGUUAGACUGUUCUUUACUGACUUUCAAACUGAGCUAGACAAGGACUUUGUAAAGAUUUUUAAAGGACUGAAUGCCCAAGGAGAGGCUGUACACCAAGGAGCAGGAUAUUCUGGUACCCAACUACCGACAACUCUUACGUCAACUAACGGAUUUUUCAUAACUUUCGAGACGAGUGGGACCAAUAAUUAUCGCGGAUUUCACGCAACUUUUUCUGCAGGGUGUCCAAAGUUGAAUACAGUGUCGUUCGUUCUGGAUCCGGCGUCUGACAGUUUUCACGCUCCAGAUACAGUAGUUGUGAGAUGCGCGGAAGGAUAUUUGUUUGGCGGAGGAUUUAAAGGAGAACCGUCUGUUACUUUAACAUGCCAGGGUGAUGGGACCUGGAACUUGCAUAAUCUUCCUUUCUGCGAACGACAGUACUGCGGACUUGCAAAGGACAUACCAAAUGGUUACAUUGUCACCGCUUCCGGUGUGCAAGGUGGUGACGUUAUACAGUAUGAAUGCAAUGAAGGUUUUACAAUGGAGGGAAACAAACUAGUCACGUGCCUUAGCAACAGUUCGUGGGGUUUUCUACCGCAGUGUACCGCGACGGAAUGUUCGGCUCUGGGAACCAUCGUGGCCAACGCAACACUUACAAAUAUGAAAGGAGAUGGAAUACAGCACGCGUCAGUUGUGAAGGUCACGUGUGACCAAUACUUUGAUCUGAUUGGUCCUGAGACAAUAACAUGCAAUCAGGGUCAGUGGCAGAGCGAACUUCCCCAAUGUCAGCCAAUGCCGUGUGCUUUGACAACAUUCUGGAAUGCGAACGUGAACAUGUCCCAGAGUUUUGUUAUGAACAGUGUCAUCCAAGUGACCUGUAACCCGGGAUACUCAUUGAGUGGUGGCCUUGAAACCGAGGGAUCAUUUAGAUGUGGUGUUGACGAACAGCUUCAAUGUCAGAACAUAGACGAAUGUAAUCUUGGAUUGGACGACUGUGUCAACGCCGAGUGCCAGGAUACUGACGGUUCGUACAUCUGCGCAUGCCUAGCUGGAUAUGUUCCGACAGGGGACAGCUUAACGGCAUGUGAAGACGUGGACGAGUGUACAGCGGAGUUAAACAUUUGUGACCAUGUUUGUACAAACACGGCUGGCUCGUAUCAGUGUAGUUGUGACGAUGGGUACGACUUAUACACGUCUGCUGGCUUUAAUGGUUUCACACUUGGUAAUGGCGAAGAUGGUACCAAACCAUGGCAUAUAUUUCAUAUAGAUCACUCCUGUGUGUUAAAGAAAUGUGAGUCAGAUAAUGUAUUGAAUAUUGCUGGCGGGAAAGCGUUAACAUCGGCAACAUCGUUCUAUUACGGUGAUAAAGUAGAAGUUCUAUGUAACAUUGGUGUGUUUGCUAGUGGGACAAUUAGUUCUAAUAUUACUAUAACCUGUGGAAUUGAUGGCCAGUGGACUCAGCGCCCUGUGUGCGACGAAGUUGCAUAUUGUGAUGAGACGUAUGGAUCAGCGGUCACACCUGCUGGACGUAUACAGUACGAGGAGAAAUACACGUUAACAUGCACGCGACGUAACGGGCGACAACUGGUCCUGCAGCGUUUAUGUGGCUACGACAAAGACACCCGUACAUACAAAACAUAUGGAGACCUCCUUGCUUGUCCUGAGACAGAUUGUGGAGAAGCACCUGUUUACACUGGGGUGAAACCAUUUAUUACACCAAGUACACUAUAUAACAGUACUAUAGUGUUUGAAUGUGAAGGUCAGUUUGUGAGGAGAGGGAACAGUCCUCUAGGAAUAUUCAGUGACAGUCUUGUCAGGUGUAAUGAAAAUGGUGUGUGGGACUUUGGCACUCUUCGUUGCGAAGGAGGCCAGUGCCCCGACCCUGGUUACCCUGUCAACGGUUAUACAACACUGUCAUCAUGGUCACAUGGCGAUGAAAGAGUAUAUAGCGUUGCUAUAGGAACUGUUGCAACUUUCUCGUGCAACACUCCGGGCUAUGAACCUUUGCCCAAUGCUACAGCAACGUGCAUUAAAGUCGGAGAUACUUUGACUGCAUGGGAUAAUCCAUUACCGACCUGCCUAGAUACGAUGCCGCCACAGUUUAUAGACUGCCCGGAAGAUAGUUACGUUGACGCCUACACGUCCGUUUAUUACGCUGAACCAACAGCCACUGACAACACAGCCGUGAAAACAUUAGGGAGAUUUCCGGAGAAUUUUCGGCCCGGUAUGGUGAUGGAUUCAACAUCAACUUUGACUUAUAUAGCAACAGAUUUCAGUGGGAACCAACAAUGGUGCCAGUUUAGAAUUAUCAUUAAUGACAAGACACCACCACAACUAUUUUGCAAUACUCCGACGGUGAUCACACCCAACCAAGGUAACACGCAGGUGAAUACGGAGCUAUUCACCACUACCGACGACCGCUCAGCUACUUUGUUUGCGGCGCCGGCAUAUGUCACGGCAAAUUAUGGUACGAUCGGGACAAAUCCAAUAGUGACAUACACAGCUACCGACCCUUCUAAAAACGUUGCUACAUGCCUAAGCCAAAUGAAAAUUGCAGCACCGCUUUGUGAGCCGGACAUUCUUGAGGUAUAUAAUGGAGAGAUCACGUGUAACCAGACACCACAGUCAGGAUAUACAUGUACAAUCACGUGUAACUCUGGAUAUUAUUUCUUUGAGAACGCGACCCUCUCCUCUGUAAGUGUGUCGUGUGAAUCUGGUGGAGAAUGGAGUAGGGACAUGCCGAUCUGUACAGCACCUGACCUGGCUCAUUACCGUGUGUCGAUCAUGUUCCAGUAUGUACGUUUAACGUUUGUUGACGACAGUUGUGGUAUAUUAUAUGAGAAACAAAUACGUGACGAGUUACUUACCCUGACCAACUCAUUCACAGCAUUAUGCGACAAUGUUUCCUUAACGGCCUUUGAUGUCUCGCCGUCGCCUAUCAACCCCAUAGAAGCCGCAAUGGAUGGCAUAACUGGUGUUUUAAAAGCUAAAAUCGCUGUGGAUUUAGAGCCCGGGGGUCUAUUAGACGACGAAUAUUUCACAUGUGCCCAAAGGAUUUAUCAAGCGUUCUAUGAUGUGUCGUCAUCAGUGACGUCAAUAAGAGCAUUACCCGGAAGUAUCGAUAGUUGUCCACAGGUUCAAAUGGAUACAAGAAGAGCAAGUCUGGUUGGAGCAUACGCAGUGUGUAGCAGCAACGCCAAGGCAUUGAAGUUAGAUACCACGAAACACAUCUGCUUGGCAUGCCCACCAGGAACAUAUGGCACUAAUAGCACGUGCGCUCCGUGCGGAGCUGGUUUUUACAAUGAUGCAUUCUAUGCUUCAAGUUGUAAAUCAUGUCCCUCUGAAACAAACAGCAAGAAAGAGGGGGCAAUGCAGAUAAAAGAUUGUUAUGAGGACUGCGGUAAAUAUCUGUACAGUUCAGAUGGGAAAGGCUCCAUGUACAGACUGCCCACCGGAUACAUACUGGGUUAAUAGUACAUACUGCGAGCCCUGUCCGGGUAAUCAUCAUACAAAAAGAAGAGGUGCGAGAACUAGCCAGGAAU